CUCAGACCCAUCUGGACUAAUAGAAGGCUGGUGGGACAACAGGGGGAGGUUUCACACUCUCUCACUCUCCGUCCUGGCCCACCCACUUCCCCACUCUCUCUCUCGCUCUCUGGCUUGCAUUCGGGUGCCUCCAGUGCGCACGGUAGAGUCCACGCACGCACGGGAGCAUGGCAGCUACCCACGGCGAGUACAGAGGCUACCUGCGCAGCACCAUGGACGUGGAGGCCGCCCAGCAACGCUUCCAGCCGGUGGCCAGCUCGGAGCCCUCGCACCGGCCGCUCCUGUUCGGCACUCUGGCGGUCAUGGGAUUGCUCCAGGUGGCCUCCAGCGUGGCUAUCCUGUUGCACCUGACGGGCUACCUGCAGGAGGUAGAUUUGACCACUGCUCCACAUCGACCAAUCGAGGAAGUGCAGACAGACAGACCGGUCCUGAACGCGCUGAGAGACACCAGUAAGAACCGAUUCAAAAACCCAAAGGACAAGCCCCCGUCUGCCCACCUCCCCAUCAAGGAGUAUCAGGAGUUCUCCAAGAAGGGUGAGCCAAAGGCCAUCACCAUCGACUGGGACGAGGUGCGUGGGUACCGCCACAGGAUGAACUACGAAAAGGGCAAGCUACUCGUGGUCAAGUCGGGCUUCUACUACGUUUACGCCAAGACCUGCUUCCGCUACUACAAGUAUGUCCCGGAGGACGGCGGGCAGGGCGGCGGCGGGACCUCGGUGGACGUGAGCAACACGCAGCUCAUCCAGUACAUCUACCACGAGAGGAUCAAGCAGAACAGCAAAGUGGACCUGCUGAUGAAGACGGGCAGCACCAUGCGCUGGGACAACACCAGCUACAACAUGUACUGCGCCCAGCAGGGCCGAGGCCUCUGGCUUGAUCAGGGUGACGCCUUGUUUGUCACCGUGUCCAACGCGUGGAUGCUGGACCCGGAGGGAGUAGGGACGUACUUUGGCGCCGUAAAGUUGGGCAACUGACAAGGUCGACGUGUGGGACGCCACCAUGCUACUGAAGUGACGCAAAGGGAACCACUGAUAGUGACUUAGAAAAAAAACAUUUGAUAGUUUUUUUACCACAUAGCCUUUUGAGUCCAAACUCUGGACAAAACCACCCUCAACCCGGUCCAAAGUAGCACUGGAUUCUUGAAAGGUAUUCCUGCGCCUGGUAUUCAUUAAGACUGCAUGUUCAUUGGUUGUUUGUUUGUCUGCACCGGCGAUACAAACAAAGGAAGUGAGUGAGGAGCGCGUUGGCAAAAGGAGAUGGGUGUCAUCAUGGAAACAUUGAAACCGACGCAGCAUCUGUUUGUACUUUAACACCAGCGGGAUGAAAUCACAUGACCAAAGUAAUCCCUCAACCACAGCUGUCAAUGUUUUCCAGAAAAAGGUUGCCGUUGGUGUGAACGAGGCGGGGGCGUGAUGAGGCGUCUUCGCGACGGCUACGUUUACAUGGACAAUGUUGAUCCCCCCGCCCCCCGAAAAAGCUGCGACUACACUAUUCCAUGUUUACUUCAAGCAUGGUGUGUUGAAACUCACUGGGAUCUAAGUUUUGGUUUGUAAUCCGUCCCAAAAAGGUCAGACAAAACCAAAUCGUACAGAAAAACGAAAACAUCUAAAUAAUAAGUUCGACAAAACACAUUUUAUACAGAAUAAUUACAUAAUGACAAAUAAAAUCGAUUAAUGAAUAUUUGACCUACAUGACUCUUGUUAACAAAGAUGGUGAAGAGAAAUAACACAUUUUGCUGUUCAAUAGAUAAUUCUUAAUGUGGGCACUGUACUUCGCGGACUGGUUCGUAAUGCGGAAUGUUUGGCUGCACGAUUAACAAGCCGCCAUAUGAAAACCGUGGGCAAACUUUAGGCAAAAGCGUUCGCCGCAAACCGAAUCAUACGAAAAAUGGGGCGUACCAAAUCAGACGUAACGCUGUACUGUACGUUAUUAGCUGUAGGGAUAGGUAACGAAUCCAUUCUUGCCAACCUUGAGACCUCCGAAUUCGGGAGAUGGGGGUGAGUGGGUGUAUAUUCAAGAGUUAGUGCUGCAAGGGAUUCUGGGUAUUUGUUCUGUUUAUGUUGUGUUACGGUGCGGAUGUUCUGCCGAAAUGUGUUUGUCAUUCUUGUUUGGUGUGGGUUCACAGUGUGGCGCAUAUUUGUAACAGUGUUAAAGUUGUAUAUACAGCCACCCUCAGUGUGACCUGUAUGGCUGUUGAUCAAGUAUGCCUUGCAAUCACGUAUGUCUGUGUAAAAGCUGCAUAUAUUAUGUGACUGGGCCGGCACGCUGUUUGUAUGGAGGAAAAGCGGACGCUAUAGGCAGUGUCUUAAAGGCACGCCCCCUAUAUUGUUGUACGGGUGGAAAUCGGGAGAAAUUCGGGAGAAUGGUUGCCCCGGGAUAUUUUCGGCACUGAAAUUCGGGAGUCUCCCGGGAAAAUCGGGAGGGUUGGCAAGUAUGACUGAAUCAAGUAUAUUUUUUGGCACCAAUUCACGUAAUGGUGCCUUAUCACGGUACCUGGGUUGCGCGUGACAUCACGCCCGGUUGCCGACUCAGCUCGGUUCUUCGCACUUCGGCUCUUGGCAAUCACUCCAGCAGCACAAAGUAAUUAACUAAAAAAAAAAACGCCUCAACGCAAGUAAAAUAAAGCUCCACAUUUCUAAAUUGUGCUAGCUUGAUGCUAAUACAUUGGCUUUGCUAUUGACUAGCAUUAGCGAUUUUACAUGGCGAAUUCAACACCUCCAAAUUUUAAAAUAAAAACUACAACUAAGAUGCAUAUUACAAAUAUAACAUCUAGUGCGUUUUGAUUGAUUGAUUGAUUGUUUGAUUGAAGCUUUUAUUAGUUUAUUGUACAGUACAUAUUCUGUACAAUUGACCACUAAAUGGUAACACCCGAAUAAGUUUUUCAACUUGUUUAAGUCGGGAUCCACGUAAAUUAAUUCAUUGUAAGUAAGUACAAUACUUACACUAUUAACACUUUUUAGGUCGCAACAAAAAAAAACUAAAAAAUAACUAUGGACUACUGUCAUCGAACAUCUUGAACAGCUACAAGUCAUACUUGCAAAUGAUAAUAUAAACAUAAUGAAAGAAGAUAUAACAACUGGACAGCAGUUAUAAUUAGCUCAUUUGUAAAUAUUGCAAUAAAAAUGUAAUUUAAUUACCAGACACAAGUAUUAAUUAAUAAACACACAAAAGUAAAGAAAAUUGAUACCAUUGAUUAUUGGUAUCAUUUCCCAGACACCAGGAAUUGGUCCUGUAUCAGUUCAACUGUGAACGGUACCCAUCCCUAAUUAGCUGUAACCAAUGUCAGGCUCUUCACCCCUCAGAGUACCAGGACCACAUGAACUGCGUUAGCAUCUCCACAAAAUGGGUUCAUCACGAUGCAAAAUGCUUACAUAUUAGCUUUACAGACGCAGCAUGUUUUCAAUAAAGUCUAGCAUUACAAACUCAAAUAAUUAAAAAUGACAUGUAAAACAUUUGGGCCGCCAUAAGGAAUCUUGGGAAACGCGAUGCAUCCCGACAAAAACAAAACCGGGGGGGGGAAACAAAGCUGCAUUUGAAGGAUCAUUCCAAUUGUUGUGAUGCCAGAUGCCUUCAAAAGUAGGAUGCAAUCCUUUGAACUUGAGGACACGGCAAUUAUCUCCGAACAUGAAGCAGAACUAUUCCAUCAUAACGUAAGCCCAGAAGCGUGUCUUCUUUUUAGCGGUCAUUGGGUUUGGGAUUUGAACAUCUUUUGCCAAACGUCACUUAACAUCAAAACCGACAAACAACAAAACAGUACUGGUGGAUUCAAGUAGUCUGACUCACUUCAUUCUGGUUCAGGGCGUUUACGUCAGGGUUAUCCUGAUUGGGUUGGAAUCGCAAUAUUCAGGUCCAUGUAAACGUAGCCUGCCGCGUUUUCAUCAGCACCGCUGGAACGAGCUGGUUAUUGGAUUCGACGUUUUAGCGUCACGAGUGUACUCAUGUCCGUCUUUUGACAUUUUGACUGCAUUUUCGACAAACAUGGUUGCUUCUACGUGUGACGGUCAACAAGCGAUGCAGAUAGCUGGCCUGUCUGUCCUUGAUUGACACAAGAAAAAAAAAAAAAGACUUUUACAAAGUGGAACCAAAUUGACUUUGGUUUCAUCUUUAACUUAAUUUUGGUUUUCAUUUGGCUCUCCGUUGAGGUAAAUGGGAAUAUGCACUAACUAUUUAUUUAUUAGCCAUAGAAGUACAGAGGCGGGUCAUUGAUACAUUGGCCUUUCAGCUGUAAAAGAAAACAAAACAAAAACAUAAAAAAACAAUAAGUCAUGUAUAUAUAUUUUUUUGUCUGUACACCAUUCAUAAUGCAGCACUUAGGAAAUAGUAGGCACGCUUUUUUGUUAAAAGAAAAAACACAGGGGCUUCAUUUUCUAAUUCCAUAUUUAUGUAUCUCAGUUCUGACAAUUGUGUCGCCUCGCUAAAAGCAAUAUGAAUUUAUUGUUCAUCCGCAAAGAUUGUAGCAUACCUGAUUUCAACAGACAGAUGUUUUUUUGUUUUUUUUUAAUUUAUG
This is a messenger RNA of Nerophis lumbriciformis (worm pipefish), 4507 nucleotides long. RefSeq names its product TNF superfamily member 11 (gene tnfsf11). Gene Ontology annotation, molecular function: tumor necrosis factor receptor binding. The record is from RefSeq and is a predicted model, not a curated record. Gene Ontology annotation, biological process: immune response. Lineage: Eukaryota; Metazoa; Chordata; Actinopteri; Syngnathiformes; Syngnathidae. Gene Ontology annotation, cellular component: membrane.